Phytophthora nicotianae INRA-310 is the source of this 432-nucleotide messenger RNA. RefSeq lists its product as hypothetical. NCBI's taxonomy places the organism in Eukaryota, Oomycota, Peronosporomycetes, Peronosporales, Peronosporaceae. Bases 1 to 432 code for a protein of 143 amino acids. The record is from RefSeq and is a predicted model, not a curated record. The transcript has a single exon.
AUGCGGCGGCUACUGCUUAUGACGAUGGUUUCACUGCUUGUUGUGAUGGUGCUGGGCUCAAAUUCGUCUGGGAGCUUCGGUAUAAUGGAAAAAGACACUGGGAGCUCUAGAGCUACCGUUGGCGGCACAAACACGACGAUAUCUCAGCCUGCAGACGACUUCAUCCCAAAAUCGAACGGUGGACGUGGGAAUGGCAGCGAUGCAACCUCAAAGUCGGUGCCUGAAGCUCCAAGUGACGGCAAUGGCGGUGGGUUGUCCGAAGUGGCAGUCGGAGUGAUUGUUAGUGUGACGCUUGUGGCACUUGCACUGGGCGCGGCUAUGGUCGUUUGCGCGUGGAGGGCAUCGAGGCGCGAAGAAGAAGCCAUGUUCAUGGACCUCGGAGACGAGAGCAACUACACGUAUGGGAGAUUCGGAGACUAUGCUGCUAUGUAG